Molecule: messenger RNA, 903 nt
Organism: Symbiodinium sp. CCMP2592
Lineage: Eukaryota; Dinophyceae; Suessiales; Symbiodiniaceae
Source: the annotation of a GenBank genome assembly
AUGGGCCAGCAGGGUAGCCGAGCAGAUGACGGCGAAGCUCUGGGGCAGGCUCCGCCUUCUCUGCCCAGUCCAAAUGCCAGUGGCUCUACCUCGCAUCGGCCUUUGCUAGAGCUCAAAGAGGCGACCGGCACCCCGAAGAAUGACAGGUCAGACGCCGACGAGCGCUCACCGGGACCGGGACAGCUGCCACGACCAGACUCGCAAAGCAGGUCCCGGCAUGCAACGCCCACACCACCAUCCCGGCAGAAUCCGCCGAAGCCGGCGGCACUGCCAGGGGUACGGCCGCCUUCCUCCCAAGGCUCGCGGGGCGGAAUGCAGGGACAGGGACAGCUACUGCUGAGCAAGUCUGGCCAGCUUCGGCGGACGGCCACUGGCGGAGGACUUAUCGGGCCCGAGUCUCCUAAUGCUUUGCAUGUGCCCGGCGCACCAGGAGGGCUCAAGACACACAACGAAGAAUCUCCACCACCCACGCGGCCAGGUACAGCUGCAUCCCUGGCGUCUGUGCAGCAUGCAUACCGCCGAGAUCCGCAGCGCUACAGGGUGGAGCUUCCAGGGCAGAUGCCGGAGAUCGCUACAGCUGAUCCGUCCCCGCCAGCAACGCAGCCUGCAGCGCUGGCUUUGCGUGUCAGACCGGGGACCAGCGCCCACGGCCACGGCCAAUGGCGCGUGUUGCCCACAGCCAAGGCGACAAAUGCCCGGCCAACCAGCUCCGGUGGUGACCCGGCGCUGCAGCCACUCUCGCUGUCGCUGACGCUGAAGAGCGGAAGCAGCAACCGAAGGACGCUGACAUCUGCAGGCGGACCACGGCCGGAAACUUCUGAGAAGGCCAAAUCCAAAGCGGGUUCCAAUGGCUUCAGGGUGCGGCUUCCUGGUCACAAAAUUGCAGGUUGCCUCUUAAACUAA